UUAAUUUUGUGUUAGUAAUGUGUGAAAAUUGAAGCAAUCAUGUUUUCACAAUUGAGAAGAUAUAUUCUUACAACUCUGUUGUUAAUCUUCUGUUUGCCUCGAAGCCAUUGGGCAUGUACACUGAACAGUGGUGCACAGGAGAAACAGAAGGACUGGUGGCAAACCGGACAGUUCUAUCAAAUUUAUCCUCGUUCAUUUAUGGAUUCCGAUGGCGAUGGUAUAGGUGACUUGAAAGGUGUGACCUCAAAGUUGGAAUACUUGAAGGACAUAGGUGUUACGGCAGCUUGGCUUUCACCUAUAUUUACUUCACCAAUGGUAGAUUUUGGUUACGAUAUUUCUGACUUUUACGAUAUACAACCUGAAUACGGUACUAUGGAUGAUUUUCGUGAGCUGAUAGCACGCGCUAAGGAGUUAGACUUAAAAAUAAUUUUGGACUUCGUUCCAAAUCACUCAAGUAAUGAGAGUGAAUGGUUCAAAAAGUCAGUUGCACGUGAACGUGGCUACGAAGAUUAUUAUGUGUGGGUAGACGCAAGGUAUGAUGAGAAUGGUAACCGCAUCCCUCCAAGUAACUGGUUACAAGCUUUUAGGGGCAGUGCUUGGGAAUGGAAUGAGCAGCGCCAGCAAUAUUAUUUACAUCAAUUUACAGUGCAACAGCCAGACCUAAACUAUCGUAAUCCUGCUGUCGUUAACCAAAUGAAAAGAAUUUUGCGUUAUUGGUUGGAGCAAGGAGUUGCUGGUUUUCGUUGUGAUGCCGUACCUGUGCUUUUUGAGGUGCUGCCAGAUGAAAAUGGUAUUUAUCCGGAUGAGGAGAAAAGUGGUUUAACAAACGACCCUGAUGAUCGUUCAUAUCUAAAAUUGGAUUUAAUUGAAAAUCAACCUGAAACAAUUGAUAUGAUAUACCAAUGGCGUCAAGUGAUGGAUGAUCAUCAACGUAUAUACGGCGGUGAUACUCGCGUUUUGCUUAUUGAAACUUAUGCGCCGGCUUGGUAUACUAUGCAAAUGUAUGGAAAUAGUACAACUGAAGGUGCUCACCUACCGUUUAAUUUUAAUUUAAUCACUGAGUUGGAGAAUGGAGUCAGUGCAACUAAAGUACUGAAGGCGGUGGAUGAUUGGCUAUUGAAUAUGCCUGCUGGAAGAACAGCCAACUGGGUGAUGGGAAAUCAUGAUAGAGGACGCGCUGCAACCAGAUUUGGCCCGGAACGGGUUGAUGCGAUGAAUAUGUUGGUUAUGAUUUUACCUGGUGCGAGUGUCACUUACCAGGGUGACGAAAUUGGCAUGACCGAUGGAGAUGUAUCCUGGGAAGAGUCAAAAGAUCCAGCUGCAUGCAAUACUAAUUCCAGUAUUUAUCAAAAAUAUAGCCGUGAUCCAGAACGUACACCUUUCCAAUGGAAUACCGAAAAAAACGCGGGCUUCUCUACAGCAACUCAAACAUGGCUACCAGUAGCCGAUAACUAUGAAACUGUUAAUGUAGAAGUUGAGUUAGCUGCAGAUCGUUCCCAUAUAAAAGUCUACAAAUCUUUGGUGGAACUUCGGGACAGCUCAAAAACUCUACAGUACGGAGACUGGAAAUAUAAAGCACUGAAUGAAAACAUUUUUGUUGUAAAGAGAUAUUUAUCAGGUUCAGAAACAAUUAUAUACAUCUCAAAUUUGGGUGAUAGUGCAGAAACGAUAGACCUAACAACAAAUUUUGAUACAACCUUACCGGAAACCAUGAAUAUAAAAAUUUCCAGCGUUGAUUCGAAGAAAACUGAGGGUUCCACGUUACAAUUGAACAAUAUAUCUCUUGAAGUUGGAGAAGGUUUAGUUCUCAGCACUGCUUAAAAAGGUGGAGUAACUUAUAUUAGGAAUGUUUCGUUUGAGCGGUAUUUUUUAAACCGUUUGUACAGAUCAGCUAAUAAUUUCUCAGCUAACACUAUAAAUAUUUAAAAUCCAACCGAUAUGCUGUAUAUAUCUCUAUAAUCACAACAUACUGAAAAUGUUGAAAGAAUCUUAUUCUUUAUUAUAAGUUCAUAUAGGAAAAAUUACUAAAUAAAUCAAAUAUAAUACUUCUUUGAUUCAGA
Molecule: messenger RNA, 2060 nt
Organism: Teleopsis dalmanni
Lineage: Eukaryota; Metazoa; Arthropoda; Insecta; Diptera; Diopsidae
Product: maltase A3-like
Exons: 7
Coding region: 40-1821 (593 amino acids)
Biological process (GO): carbohydrate metabolic process
Source: RefSeq, a predicted model, not a curated record